AUGGGCCCUGAGCGCCGGAGCGAGCGAGUUGAGCAACGGCGAAGGAGGAAAAUCGCACUGGCAUGCGAGCCUUGCCGUGAGCGCAAGUCGCGGUGCGACGGGGCGAAACCGAUCUGCUCCACGUGCCAGCGACGGUCGCUGCCGCUUCAUCUCUGCGUCUACACACUCGAGAACGCUCGAACGGCGAGUAGCGAGGAAUACAUCAAGGUUUUGCAUGACCGCAUCCGCCGGCUGGAGAAGACAUGCACCGAGCACGGCCUCGCGGUUCCGCCGCUCGGCGCGGACGGAGACGCCUCGGUGGCCCCCGGAGCGUCUCCGCUAUCUCCACUGGCUCUUGGGAAGCACGGUCAAAACAACAGCCUUCAGCUACCGACUCCGACUCCGACCGUCAGGGACCAUGCUACAUCUCCGGCGCUGAACAACCCGCUUCCUGCCUCAUCGCUUGAUCAUGAACGGCUCGAUGCAACCGAAUCCGUGGCCAGCGUUACGGCCAUGGGCACUGUUUCGGCCGAGCACGAUGUAUGCCAGGCAUUCGACGCGGCUAACGAGUUUUACGGCAGCUCCUCGGCGGCAUCAUUCAUGAAGGAAGCCUGCAUAACUGUCCAGCCACAUAAUCCGUCGGCUUCUUCUGUCAGCACACCGUCCACCGGUCUUGCGGCAUUAUCUGCCGGUUUUGCAAGGUCACAACCCUCGGGGCCGGUGCAACUUGCUCAAGCAGAAAAGUUUGCUCUUCCACCCCGCAGCUUGGCCGACCACUUGCUGAGCCGGUUCUGGGAGAGGGUGUACUGGCUGUACCCAUUCUUUCACAAGCCCACCUUUCUGCGCGCUUAUGAAAGCCUUUGGAGGCCUGCUCACGAACGACCGCCCGAGUCAUCGUUACCAGGGUUGGGCCUAGGGAGCUCCCCAGGGGCCGAUGCCGGGACCAUCGUAUUCCACUCCGCUUUGAAUGCAAUGUUCGCAAUCGGCGCGCAGUUCUCGGAUCUCCGCCCCAAGGACAAGAUCUCGGCCACCGAGACCUUCUUCAACCGGGGCAAAGCGUUUGUUGGGCUGGACUUCAUCGACAUGCACAACGUCGGUGUGGUUCAAUCGCUUCUGCUGAUGGCGCUCAUGCUCCAGGGCACCCCGUUCCCGAGCCGUUGCUGGAACGCCGUGGGUCUUGCAUGUCGCGUCGCUCAGGGACUCGGCCUGCAUACGGAGUCUGUUCGCUCUGCUCGGCCGCCACUAGAGGCGGAGAUCAGGCGCCGAACGUGGCACGGUUGUGUCGUUUUGGACAUGAUUGUCAGCAUGACAUACGGACGACCCACGAUGACAGCCCAUCUGCCAGACCUGCCCCUUCCCACGCGCACUGAAUUCGACGAACCUCGAGGCUUCCAGAAAGCAGCGGCUGACCAGGAUGAGCCUUCAAAGAUGUGCUUCUACGUCGAGUAUAUCCGAUUGUGUCGGAUUCUUGGUGAGAUCCUCUCCAACGUUUACCAACCCUCUGCCGGCGGGUCCCCAAACCCCUCGCCCUCGUCAUGGGACCCUCAUAAAACGCACGGCAUGGACGCCAUCCUGGACUUGGAUGCGAAGCUUUCCAGAUACGAGACCGCCUUGGCUCCAAUCAUGUCGUGGAAAUCGCCCUGCGAUCUCAGUGGCCUUACUGAGGACCGAAAGCUUGUUAUAAUGACCCAGAGAACCGUCCUCAGGGGAAGCUUCCUCUACCUCCGCCUCAUGCUUCACCGUCCUAUCCUGACGUCGCUAUGCGCAAAAACGGGUUCGAACCCUGACACGGAAGCGAAUCCGCCCGAGACGCCCAUUGCAUUCUCCGCCGGCCAGGAGCUGUUCACGUCCUUCGCGGCCGGUUGCGCCAAGAUAUGCCUCGGAGCGGCAAUGGACCUGAUCGAGCUCGUGCACAGCACCUACCUGUCAAACACCACAGGCGGAUGGUGGUGGGAUGGCCUCUACGCCUUCACGGCUGGAUUAGCAGUCAUCAUGGGUUACCUCUCUCCACAAUUGUUGGCUUCGCUGGAUAAACAGCGACUUGAAAGGUGCUGGACAAUGUGCCAAGAGAUCCUGGCGCACUUCGCCUCCUUCAGUAUCUCGGCACAAAGGUCACUGAGGCUCCUGCAGAAGGUCCACGCGGACGCCAUGUCUCGGUCUGGAGGUACCACUCCGUCUGAUUCUCACUUUCUGCGGCGGCUGGCUAGCAACGCUUCUGCAGACAAGGACGUGGAGACACCUACGGGAACGUCGACGAGAGCAGAACUUACAGCGAACGGGGAAUCAGCUAACUUAGAUCAAGAACUAGCCUGCCUGCACGCUGAAGAGAUGUCUCUCGACCUGGCUAGCAUGUUCCAGUGGCAGUUUCCCGCUGGCGGCAUCCCAGACAUGCUUGGCACAGGACUGCUCUUUAACUGGAACCAGUCUCUCGACGUCAAAGCCGGCGGGCUGGGGAUGGACAUGUUCCAGUGA
Molecule: messenger RNA, 2451 nt
Organism: Thermothielavioides terrestris NRRL 8126
Lineage: Eukaryota; Fungi; Ascomycota; Sordariomycetes; Sordariales; Chaetomiaceae
Exons: 5
Coding region: 1-2451 (816 amino acids)
Biological process (GO): DNA-templated transcription; positive regulation of transcription from RNA polymerase II promoter by galactose
Cellular component (GO): nucleus
Molecular function (GO): zinc ion binding; DNA-binding transcription factor activity, RNA polymerase II-specific; RNA polymerase II cis-regulatory region sequence-specific DNA binding
Source: RefSeq, a predicted model, not a curated record